Molecule: messenger RNA, 642 nt
Organism: Clunio marinus
Lineage: Eukaryota; Metazoa; Arthropoda; Insecta; Diptera; Chironomidae
Source: the annotation of a GenBank genome assembly
AUGAGUAGUGGAAUCGAAAUUCGCGCAGCUAAAGACAAUGAACGUGGCAAAGUGCUUGAAUUUUUAGAAAGAAAUUUCUUCAAUGAAGAACCAAUAAACAAAUCGUAUCCGUCAGAUGAUCACAGUGUGGAAGGAGAAUUUUUACUAUCAUGCUUGUCUCAUGGCAACAUCAUUCUCGCAAUUGACUCGUUCAACAAUCAAAUUGCUGGCCUCGCUUGCUUCGGAGAAAUCACAAAAUUCUACGCACAAGAAGGUUGGGAUGAGUCGGAAAUUACAACAAACAGAACAUGGCGCGACAUAUUAAAAUUCAUGUCUCACAUCGAAAUGAAAGCGAAUGUUUGCGAACGUUUUGCAGUUCCCAAAGCUUUACAUCUGCAUUGUGUUACGGCCGAUAAGAAAUAUCGUGGAAAAGGAAUUGGGAAACUUUUAUUCAACGAAUGCUUCAAAGUGGCUAAAAGUCGACAUCUCCAUCUUGUCAGUGCUGACUGUACGAGCAUUUAUUCCAUUCACAUCGCUGAGAUUCUCGGUAUGGAAUGCGUAUCAACAGUAACAUAUGACGAGUAUCAUGAGAAGCUUGGAUAUGAAAUCUUCAAGCCAAUUCCACCACAUUUUGAGAUAAAAACUUUUAUCAAGAGAAUUUAA